UCAUGUUUCGACCAACUACCAUGACAAAGGCUAUCACUUUGGCUAAUUCGUUAUGAUUUGACAUUUGUUUGUUGUAAUGCAGGCAUAUGCACGAGAGAUUGAUGCAUUUAAGAGGACAUUGCUUCUUGUGAACAAGGCGGACCUUUUACCAUUUUCUGUAAGGGAAAAAUGGGCAAAGUAUUUUCGAGAUCAUGAGAUCCUGUUUGUAUUCUGGUCAGCUAAAGCUGCUUCUGCAGCUCUGGAGGGAAAAACACUCAGUGGCCCAUGGAGGACACAGGAUACCCACCAAAAGGUGGAUGGCCCUGAUACAAAAAUAUAUGGCAGGGAAGAGCUUUUGGCCCAUUUACAGUCUGAAGCGGAAGAGAUAGUCAAAAUGAGAAGGAAAUCAGGGUGCAGUAUUACAGCAACAUCUAACGCUCAAUCUCUCAGUGGAAAUUUGGCACCAAAGAGUGUAGUGGGAUUUGUUGGGUAUCCUAAUGUAGGGAAAAGCUCAACUAUCAAUGCUUUGGUCGGCCAGAAACGGACAGGUGUCACCUCUACCCCAGGGAAAACAAAGCAUUUCCAGACAUUGAUAAUUUCUGAUGAGCUGACGCUAUGUGACUGCCCUGGAUUGGUGUUCCCUUCCUUCUCAAGCUCAAGAUAUGAUAUGAUUGCAUCAGGGGUGCUGCCCAUUGAUCGGAUGACUGAGCACAGAAAGGCUGUGCAGGUUGUGGCCAACCAAGUCCCAAGGCAUGUCAUUGAGAAUGUGUAUAAAAUAAAUUUGCCGAAGCCAAAGCCAUAUGAACCACAGUCUCGGCCUCCCCUGGCCAUAGAACUUUUGAGGACUUAUUGUGCUUCACGUGGGUAUGUUGCCUCGAGUGGACUGCCCGAUGAAACAAGGGCAGCUCGCCAAAUUUUGAAGGAUUUUCUUCAUGGAAAGCUGCCCCACUAUCAAAUGCCCCCCGGAAUGUCUUGUGAGGAAAAUGAUAUUGAAGAUACUCAAGGACCCAGCUUGUCUGAAAUACAGGAGUCAGAUGAAUCUGAUAUUGAAGAUUCUCCAGGAAAUGACGGUGACAUUGAAAGUGCACCUGUUCUCGAGCAUGUGCUGGAUCAUCUUAACUCAUUUGACUUGGCAAAUGGGCUUGCUUCAAAGAAGGCUGCUGUUAAGAAGCCUGCAUCCCAUAAACACCACAAGAAGCCUCAAAAGAAAAAAGAUCGUUCAUGGAGGGUUGGAAAUGAUGAUGACGAUGGAAUGCCAGUUUUAAGAGUUUUCCAGAAGCCAGCAAAUACAGGUCCUGUAAAGGGUGGAUGAAACUCAAAUUCAGUAUCAAUGAUAAAACUUAUGCCUUCUCUUGUUUGAGUGUGCUCCACUCUCCAGGUGCUUUUUUAUGACUCCGCAAAUUGGGUACUUGGCCAUUUAUAUGCAAAUAUAUGUAGUUUCGGUUUCUUUAGAAAUAUAUGCAAAUAGCUCAAGCAUUAAUGCAGUAGAAGUGCAGUGAUCUGUUUGGAAGAUCAUUUAAGGGGUGUGUAUGUUGUUAAUUGCUGAAUAUAAACACAUAAAUUAGUCCAUGUGCUAUUGAUUUAGUCGGUCUCCAUUAAGUUGGUGGACGAUUUUCUUGUUA
Molecule: messenger RNA, 1601 nt
Organism: Pistacia vera
Lineage: Eukaryota; Viridiplantae; Streptophyta; Magnoliopsida; Sapindales; Anacardiaceae
Product: GTPase LSG1-2-like
Exons: 2
Coding region: 77-1291 (404 amino acids)
Cellular component (GO): cytosol
Molecular function (GO): GTPase activity; GTP binding
Source: RefSeq, a predicted model, not a curated record